AGACCCCAAAGAUCUACGGGAGAGAUUGGUGCGCUAAUCUUUUCCAUAAUAUCAUAAUCAACUGGACUGGACGACUGGUUAGCAAAACUUAGUAGCUGCUCAAAUUUAUUACACGUUUUCUUCCUUGUCCGACCAAGAAACGACAGCUGGUCCACCUUUGAUCUCCCCCGAUCAAACACUUGGCGAGUCUCGACGAGAUCGCUGCUUCUUCUCUAUCUCCAAGGAUCUGCAAUCAGACAUACAUAUAUUCGAUGCGGCGUGGAUUCAAUUAUAGGGUUUCACUUUUGUUAUUUCUCUCUUACAUCACCUGCUUUCGUGAAGUUGUGUCGACAGCGGUUGUUACACUUCAGUCAGUCGAAAUUUUUACCACACAUGAGUUUAUAGGAUCAGACCCGACAGUUUACUUUAAUUGUAAAGGGGAGGAGAAGAUAAUUUUGCCUGAUUUGAAGAAAGCACAUGUCUUAUAUGCUUAUAAGGGUCAGGAAUCUUGGCAGCCACUGACAGAAUUUCCAAGUAAUAAAUGCAAGCGAUGUGGAUUUUAUGCAAAGCACACCAUAAAAUCUGAUGAUGUGUUUAGUGAGUGGGAAUUCUGUCCUAGUGACUUUACAAGACCUGAUGGCAAGUAUAUCUACUCGAUUGACAAUGAAGUGAAUGCCACAUUCAUAUGCGAAGAAUGUGUGCCACAUCCACAUAUAGCUGAUCCAGACCAAGCUUCAAAAUCAAAGGAUGGAGGACAUGGACUGCACUGGGUCAUCGUGGCACUGAUUAGUAUUUUAGCAUCAAUACUCGUGAUUUUUGGGCUAGCUGCGGCAUACAAAUUUUGGCAGAAAAAGAAGAGGCAAAAAGAGCAGGCACGAUUUCUCAAAUUGUUUGAAGAUACUGAUGAUAUUGAAGACGAAUUAGGCAUUGGGCCCCUUGGUGGCUCUGUUUGAUAAUUUUUUCUGUCAUCAUUAACAUCAACAAUCUAACAAAACAACUACAUAUGGUACAUUUAUAUGUGUAACUUCUUGUUUGAAAGAGAUAAAUAUAUAAAGGUUUUCAUGGAA
Messenger RNA from Daucus carota subsp. sativus, 1046 nucleotides. RefSeq lists its product as uncharacterized. The record is from RefSeq and is a predicted model, not a curated record. The transcript is spliced from 4 exons. The coding region runs from base 252 to 932 and encodes 226 amino acids. NCBI's taxonomy places the organism in Eukaryota, Viridiplantae, Streptophyta, Magnoliopsida, Apiales, Apiaceae.